Molecule: messenger RNA, 4370 nt
Organism: Drosophila mauritiana
Lineage: Eukaryota; Metazoa; Arthropoda; Insecta; Diptera; Drosophilidae
Exons: 2
Coding region: 264-4280 (1338 amino acids)
Biological process (GO): DNA integration
Molecular function (GO): nucleic acid binding; zinc ion binding
Source: RefSeq, a predicted model, not a curated record
UGCGUAUACGUUGUGGCAACCGGCAUUGCCAACAACCAAGCAUCGAGAGAGCAGCGACGGGACAGGCGCGAACGAUCGCCCAGCAGAGGAGUGAGAGAAGGGAUUAUUCGGGUGCGAACUGUGAAGCGGAGUGGGUGCGCGAAUAUUAUUAAACCAAAUAAACUAACUCAUUACAAGCCAUAAACCCUAACGUGUAUUACUGUGAUUAAGCGGGUCAUUACAUUGGCGACGAGUGGAAAAAUCGUCUAGGUCCCGUAUUUAAAAUGACCGACAGUGUCAUUAAACCGUUUCUGUGCGAGGUGAUCGACAAGGCAAUCCUCCGAAAUGAAUGGGAGAAGUGGUUGAGGGCAUUUACAAUAUACCUCGAGGCCGAGGGCAUUGUUACCGAGAAGCAGAAGAGGAGUAAGCUACUGCUUUUGGGAGGAGUCCAGCUACAGUCAGUAGUAUUCUCCCUACCUGGUGCGCUAGUUGAGCCCUGCGACGGAAAUAAAGAAGACAUCUACAAAAUCCUCAUCGACCAUCUAAAUAAACACUUCUCACCAAAGCAGAACUCAACGUUUGAGAGACAUCUAUUCAGAAGUCUGACACCGUUGGACACAGAAAGCUUUGGGGAUUUCUUGCUGCGACUCCGUCAACAAAUGCAACGAUGUGCAUUUGGAUCCUCAAAAGCGGAGAUUGAGGAUAUAUGUCUUAAGGAUAAAAUUAUAGAUGUGUGGGCACCUCUAGACCUCAAGAAAAGACUCCUGGGGAAGGAAAAUUCACUAGAGGAAGUGAUCGAAGUAUGUCAGGUUGAGGAGCAGAUCAACAAGGAAUCAAAAGAAAUGACAUCAAGACCAAGUGCGGAACCCAUCUGUAAAAUUGCACAUCGUGGUUUCAAGCAGAGUGGGGAAUGCCCCAGAUGUGGAAAAUUCGGACACACACACAAUGACCCAUCAUGUCCGGCAAGAAAUGUGACUUGCAAUAAAUGCUCGAAGCCUGGACACUAUGCCAGGAAGUGCCAAACUAACCUGAACAGCCGAUUCCCUAAGUCCCAAAGGAAUAACCUAAAAAGGCCUCGCACGUACAUACGAUCUGUCGAAGAGGAGGCCACCAGCUCCAAACUGAAAAAGGGCGAGGCACAUUGCUUUCGAGUGUCAAGCGAGGAUGAAGAGGAGUUCAUACGAUGCCGAGUGGGAGGCCGCGAAAUUCCUUUAAUCAUUGACUCGGGGUGCAAGUUUAACCUUAUCAGCCACGCGGACUGGUCUCUGCUUGUGAAGAGAAAGGCCACAGUCUUUAACGUAAGAACCCAUACAGAAAAGCAAUUCCGAGCCUAUGCCUCUAAUAAAUUACUUCGAGUAAUGUGUAUUUUCGAGGCCCCAAUUUCCGUCGAGCCGGGUGCCGAAGGGAUUGCUUCAUUUUACGUGAUUGAAAAUGGAGAACAAUCUCUGUUGGGCCGAGACACAGCUAUCGAGUUAAAAGUCCUCCGACUGGGAAGAAACAUUAACCGGAUUGAAGAAAUAGAGCCUUUUCCGAGUUGGAAAAACAUUGAAGUAAGGCUCUCUAUCGAUUAUGACGUAAAACCCGUUCAACAACCGGUGAGACGAAUCCCGGCAGCGCUCGAGGACAAAGUCAUGGAAAAACUGGGGGAAGCCCUGAGUCGAGAUAUAAUUGAACCAGUCAAGGGUCCGAGUGCUUGGAUAUCUCCCAUCGUGCUUGCGUUUAAGGAGAACGGGGACAUCCGCUUAUGUGUCGACAUGCGACUGGCAAACAAAGCUAUCCUACGGGAAAACUAUCCAUUACCAACUUUCGAUUGCUUUAUGACCAGACUCAAAGAGGCGAAAUUCUUCGCACGCCUAGACCUCAAGGACGCCUAUCACCAAGUGGCCCUUGAUGAAUCGAGCCGGGAGAUAACAACGUUCAUAACCCCAAGGGGACUUUUCCGCUAUAAGCGUUUGAUGUUUGGAGUUAAUUCUGCUCCCGAAAUUUUUCAACGCCUUCUGGAGCAGAUGUUAUCUACGGUACCUAACGCCAUGAACUUCAUCGAUGACAUAAUCAUUUUUGGCGCAACUGACCUCGAAAUCGACAGCGCCGUAAAAGAAGUAUGCGAGAUAUUCCAGGAAAAUAAUGUCCUACUGAAUAAAGAGAAAUGCAUCUGGAAGACAAGGAAACUAAAAUUCCUCGGACAUAUUUUAUCCGACAAGGGAAUAGAAGUCGACCCAGAGAAAAUUGACGUCAUCCGAUCUUUCAGAGACCCGAAGAACAAAGAGGAAACACGGAGCUUCCUCGGUUUGGUAACCUACGUCGGAAAGUUCAUUCCGGACCUUGCAAGUCACACAGAUCCUCUAAGAAAACUGCUGAAAACUGAAAACAAAUUCACCUGGGGCGAAGCCGAGAAAAAUGCUUUCAACAACCUUAAGAAUCUCCUAUCCAAGGUACCCAAACUAUCAUAUUUCGAUCCUAAACAUCGAACUCGGGUGAUUGCGGACGCUAGCCCGGUUGCCCUUGGGGCUGUCUUAUUGCAAUUCAAAGUCGACAACGAACCAUUAAUAAUUACCUUUGCUAGCAAGGCCCUGUCGGAGGUGGAGAAACGCUACUCCCAAACGGAAAAGGAGAGCCUAGCACUGGUUUGGGCAGUGGAGAAAUUUUAUUACUUUCUGGCAGGCCUGCACUUCGAACUCGUAACCGAUCACAAACCCUUGGAAGCCAUUUUCAAACCAACAUCCAAGCCCCCGGCCCGCAUUGAAAGGUGGCUGCUGCGACUCCAGGCAUAUACGUUCACCGUUAUCUAUAAAUCCGGAAAAGACAACAUAUCAGAUGCGUUGUCUCGUCUCUGCCAACUAUCUACGGUAGAACCAAUCGAUCUCAGGACGGAAUACAGCAUCCUACGCGUCGUACAGAGCUCCAUCCCAAAAUCUAUGACAAUCUCGGAAAUAGCAGAAUCUUCCAAGAGGGAUGAAGAGAUUAUGGACGCAAUCGGUUGCCUGGAAAACGACUCCUGGAAGCCUGAUAGUUCAGUGAGCUUCUAUCCGUUUCGUAACGAGCUGUCAGCGGUUGGCUCGCUCCUGUUGAGGGGAAACCGAGUAGUCGUGCCGAGAUCUCUAAGAAUGAAAAUACUGGAGUUAGCCCACGAAGGUCAUCCCGGCGAGACAGCAAUGAAACGCCGCCUGCGGUCCAAAGUAUGGUGGCCACAAAUAGACCGAGAGGCAGAAAAGUUUGUCAAAGCUUGCAGAGAUUGUUGCCUGGUAUCUCAAGACAUCCGACCACCGCCUAUGGAUAGAAAUCCUUUUCCCACUGGCCCGUGGAUUUGGGUAGCGUCGGAUCUGCUAGGUCCGUUACCUAACAAUGAAUAUGUUCUAGUCUUUAUUGACUAUUUUUCACGAUAUAUGGAGCAUAAGUUUCUUAAAACCAUAUCUUCAACGACCCUGAUAGAGGCAAUGAAAGAAAUCUUUUGUAGACUGGGAUAUCCUGAGUACCUACGAACUGAUAACGGACGCCAGUAUGUAAGCGAGGAGUUUUCUAACUACUGCAAAGCGUGCGGCAUUGAACAGGUUAGGACCCCACCGUAUUGGCCGCAAGCAAACGGGGAAGUUGAGAACAUGAACAGAGCCCUUGUGAAACGCCUAAAAAUAGCAUACGCAAAUGGGAAAAACUACAAAGAGGAAAUCCAAAAGUUUAUUUUGAUGUACAAUGUAACCCCACAUGGAACAACAGGGUCAGCGCCCACAAAGCUAAUGUUCAGCAGAGUCAUCCGUGACAAAAUACCAGGCGUUGGGGAUAUCUACGAGAAAACCUUAGACUCUGAGGAAAGAGAUAAAGACAUUAUUGGAAAAUAUAAGGGAAAGCAGGCAGCCGACAAAAGAAGAGGGGCAAAGGAAGUCGAUAUAGAAGUGGGCGACAAGGUACUUUUGAAAAACGUAGUGUUCCCAAACAAACUUACAUCAAACUUCGACAAGACGGAAUUUACGGUGUUAGAACGACACAAUAACAUUGUGGUGAUCGAAGGGGGUGGUAGAAAACUAACAAGAAAUGCCUCACAUCUUAAGAAAGUCCCGGCUAGCCAGACGUAUCCAGCCUCCUGCCCAACGCCGCAAUCAGAUGCCAGCCUACCGGAAUCAACACCAACUUCAGAGGUCGCAGUACUUCAGCCCACAGAAGGAGGCCUCGGGAUCCAGCCACCCCUGCCGCCAUUAAAGCUAAAACUCGUCAAUAAAGGAGGGAUGUGGCAACCGGCAUUGCCAACAACCAAGCAUCGAGAGAGCAGCGACGGGACAGGCGCGAACGAUCGCCCAGCAGAGGAGUGAGAGAAGGGAUUAUUCGGGUGCGAACUGUGAAGCGGAGUGGGUGCGCGAAUAUUAUUAAACCAAAUAAACUAACUCAUUACAAGCCAUAAA